AUAAAUUAGAAGAUUAUGGACCUACCUGAACUAUACUCAAAAGUUUGAGGGCCACCAGUUUUAAUCCAAACAAAAGGUUUUUGUAAUGGCGAAGGCGAUAGAACAAUCCCAUCACGAUCUCAAUCUUCUCCACUUCUCUGGCAAUCGUUCUCGAUUAAGAGAAUCAUUUAAGUGUUCCUGAAGGGAAUCAAAGGGAUCAGGUUUAUCUUACUCAGAAUAGUAACUAUUAAGAGAGAAAAUGUCAAGUGGACCUGUGGGGAGGGUCUCUCAGCAAGAUAAACAGCUGGUGCAAAAGCUUAUAGAACGAUGUCUUCAACACUACAUGAACCAGGAGGAAGUAGUUGAAACUCUACUGGAUGAGGCAGAAAUAGAACCUAGUUUUACAGAACUUGUCUGGCAAAAUCUUGAGGAAGAAAAUCGAGAAUUCUUUGAGGCAUAUUAUCUCAGGUUAAUGGUGAAGCACCAAAUAAUAGAAUACAAUAAGCUGCUUGAGCAACAGGUGCAGUUGAUGCAUCAGAUGCGUCCAACUGGGUUCUCUUCAAUAUCUACUUCUAAUGGAUCUCAUAUCCCACCAAUGCCUCAGAACUCAGCCUGCUAUCCCCUGGAGAAUGCAGGACCAUCUUUGAAGCAGGAGGAUUUUCACCAUCCUAUUGCUCCCAGCUUGCCCAAUGUAUUCACUAAUGGCAGUUCAUCUGUGCAUACUGGUAUGUAUGCUGCUGUCGAAAUACCUGCCCAUCCUGGUAGGGUUGAUGCCCCACCAGCCAUGCUUUCAAGUCAGAGCUCAAACAUGGGUCUGAUGCAGGGAAUAAAUGGCAGACUAGUCAAACCCGAACCUGGUUUUGCAGGCAGCACGCCUUACAUGUUUGGUGCUGAUGGCAAUGUCCUGGAGGCAUGCCCGCCAUUUGGGGAUGCAUCUGUUGCUGUUGCAUCAUUCGGUGGUGUAGAGUCAAGCUCACAACCCCUGAAUGACCCACUUCUGGAUGCAGACAUUUCUUCAAUUGGAAUUUUAGAUAUACUGGAGAGCUACGCUAGUUCACCUUUCCUGGCAACAGAUAAUGAAAAUUUCUUUGAGUCACAUGAAAGAGAACAUCAAGGAGACAAUAGAAGGUUGGACACCAUACAAGAAAGGUUGAGUUUCAAAGAUUACGGUCAAUGACUAUCCCCUUCAACUUAAGGGUCCAACUACCAUUCCAGACUGAACGUUUUGUAUAUAUCAUUUUAGAAAUCAACUCCUUGAUUGGUCUGUAGAAGCACACGCUGACCUCAUUGUCCAAUGACGAGAAUUUUCUUUAGGAUUUGAGAAGAAAAGGUUCGAAUAGAUAAGCAUACAUAAUUUUCUGUGUUCAUGGGAUGAUCUCAUACUCUUAGAAUCAGUUGACAGUUUGGUUGUGCUGAAUAAUCAUAUGCUUGAAAUCUUCCAACAAAAAAUUAUUGUGUGGUCCAGACCAUAUAACUUAAACCAUUACAGGGGAUGAACCCCUUGUUAUUAGGGGUUGUGCUUCAUCCAACAAUUCUUAUUUGCAGUUUCAUACAAUUCAAACUGCAGCUUCAAACUGCAAA
Molecule: messenger RNA, 1560 nt
Organism: Rubroshorea leprosula
Lineage: Eukaryota; Viridiplantae; Streptophyta; Magnoliopsida; Malvales; Dipterocarpaceae
Source: the annotation of a GenBank genome assembly